Messenger RNA from Dothidotthia symphoricarpi CBS 119687, 2332 nucleotides. RefSeq lists its product as uncharacterized. Lineage: Eukaryota; Fungi; Ascomycota; Dothideomycetes; Pleosporales; Dothidotthiaceae. Bases 1 to 2223 code for a protein of 740 amino acids. The transcript has a single exon. The record is from RefSeq and is a predicted model, not a curated record.
AUGCCGUCGACACCUCAAGAUUCACCGCACGAUCUGCUCGCUGAUGGUCAUGAAGCUGAUCUUGGUGUUGCCCCUCAUACGCAACGCCUGGAUGAGUUUGCGUGUGUUAUCAACAGGAACUUCUCCGACCCAGCCGGCCAAGUUACAUACAAAAAGGGCAUGCAGGGCCGUCUUCUUGGGGAACAUACAAGUCAAAAGGGAACUGCAAUGGCCAAGAUAUUCAUUCAGGGUGUUACGGAGGGCUCAGGGUUCACCAACAGAUACGUUCCUCGAGACUACAUCGACAAGGGUCCGCCAUGGCAGGCCAACAUCAACGACUGGAAGAUAGAAAUGAAUCUUCUUACAGGAACUUUUGACGCUCAAGGCUGGAACACAUCACACCUACCAGAUACGACUACGCUCGGCAAAACCAUUGCAAAACUUAUCACAGCCUUUCGGAAAUCGCCAGCAAACUUCAUGGAGGGAAGGUUCCCGACCUUUGUUGACACUCAUGGCAUCAACAAGCUCACCUACAUGAUCAUCGAUGGCAUCAAGAAAGCAGGGCUAUAUGCAGUGUUGACAAGAUCUGAUGGGAGCUUUACCAAAGAUGAUCUGAUCAAUGCCGCGAAAUACACAAUCACACCGGGAUGUUCUUUUGAGGAACGAGGCAUUUAUGGCAGGUUUCAUCUCACCGGUUCAGUCGCGCCUUAUUGGAAACCCGCAACAACCUACGGCUAUGUCGGCAAGUCAGUCAACAUGGUGGAUCAAUAUUCACAACAUGAAAGAGAUGCAACAACUACAUACGGCGAUCUUACACGAAGCUCUGAAUAUGCCAUGAUCGCACUCUGCAUCCUACCUCCGCAGGCUAAUAGCGGACUCCUGUUUUUGGCAGAACAAGUACUUGUGUGCUUAUUACAGACAUACAGACAAACUGUUUAUGAUGCCAACCCCGAAAUACGCCGGAUUGAUCUCCAGAUGGCCGCGAAGUACUUCGUCGAUAUUUCGGAUGCAACCUUUCGUCUCACUGGAUGGUGUGGUGCUGUUCUUCGACCUUCAUUUGGCGUACAGUGUGGUGCCAACCUUAGCUCACCUCUGUUAGAGUAUUGCGACAACACCGACAAAUUACUUUUCGUUCGCACAGACUCUGUCAUCAAAGAUGUCUUGACUGGACGAUCAACUCCCAUAUCGGUUUUUCGUCGCUCAACCCCGAGAACUGUCACUGCCACCAGCAACUCACCACGCGUCGUGGCGUUUUGCAAGAGGUCAGGUACCAAAUUGGUCAUCUCGUUUUCUUAUACCAUCGACAGAGCAGACGAAUCCUUUGCACCUCUUCCUGGUACACCACAUCAAGUUGUUUUCGAGGUUUACAAAGACGGCACGCCACAUCCACACUCAUGGACACGACUUUGUGACAUAGGCCGCUUCAAGAACUGGGACCAGGCGCGUUCCUUUGCCAUCCGGAUCGAAUGGGAACACCCGCCAAACUCGGGGAAGUGGUUGUCAAAAUACAUACAUGCAGGGAAGCCUCGCGGUAGUCAGUCUUGGGGCAAAGCAACAGGUGCUGAACACAUACCCGGAGCCCUUGAGCAUUACGCGAAAGGCAUCAGCUUCCUCCAGUGGCUAUUCGACGCACCUCCGAACCAUAAUCACCCCUGGAUUGCCAGAUGGAAAGGUUCUGCGCGCGUCAUACAAUCUAACUACGAUUCUAUGAAUCAACGCAUCAUUCUCAAAAUCCCUACUGAGAAAAUCCGGAUGAUCGUUGGUCGGGUGAGGAAAGACAAAGAGAUCAUAGCUCAGAUGAAAGACAAGAAGUACUGCCUGGAGAACGUGGACGGUCAAUUCGGCGAGUUCGGCGGACAGUCGAAUGACGAUUCCUCAAAUAGGAAGGAGUGUGAUUGUUGCACCUUGAAUCACCCCCAAACCAGUUCUUCGGAUGGGGGCACUUGUAAGCAAGUAGGGAAUAGCAGAGUGUGCAAGAAUUGCGAACAUAUGGGCCGACCAUGCUGUUCGUGGACUUCGGCUCUCAGGAGCUCCAAUUCUGCUGUCCAAAUGAGCCCAGAGGACGAAAAACUUGCGCACACCAUUACCGCUGCACUACUCAGCCGACCUUUGGCCACAACCUCCAACAACCAGGUCUCAUUUACGCAAACCCUGCGACCUUUUUCGACUUCAGACAAGCAGGAGGGCGACGGAAGCGAUGACGAACCCGAAGAAUAUGAAGACAUGGACGAGGAGGAUAUCUGAAUGACAUGGGCUGGGGUCUAUACGAGCGAAGUGGAAAUCUACCCCAGGCAUAUACCGGGAAUUUUGAGGCACACAAGUUACAUGCAGAAUAUAGUCUGUAGUUGUCCAG